AUGCAGCUCCCCGCCCCUCUUGGUCUUACAGUACUUGCUGGCCUAGCCAACGCCUUCGUCGUUCCCCGGACAGGGACGACAGACAUCCAGUUCUGCUCGGCGUCCACAUACGCCACUGGAGCAUGCCCUUAUGCCCAGCCAACGGCCGGCGCAGGGACAUGCGGAAAGUUGAAAGUAGAGCCGAACGUCUGCUACACCUUUGACGACUUCCCCGAGGCCCCGGCGGCGCUUAUCGGCGAUGUGAACUACAUCUCGAUCCCGAGAGGGGGGUCGAUCACCGGCUGUAACCUGUACAAGACUACGGAUUGCACUGUGACACCAGACCAGUCGUGGGCGGCCUGCGAGGUUGGCUCCACGGACCUCACGUGCCGCAAGCAUCUCACUGCAAAUAUUGUCAGUUGGAUCUGUGCCUAA
Messenger RNA from Diaporthe citri, 414 nucleotides. RefSeq lists its product as uncharacterized. The record is from RefSeq and is a predicted model, not a curated record. NCBI's taxonomy places the organism in Eukaryota, Fungi, Ascomycota, Sordariomycetes, Diaporthales, Diaporthaceae. The transcript has 3 exons. The coding region runs from base 1 to 414 and encodes 137 amino acids.